CAAACAAAUCGCUCCUCCCCGGCUUAAACCCUACUCCUCUGCUCUCCUCUCCUCUCCCGAUCGCCACACGGCGACGGCGAGCACCCGCGAUGGACGACGCGACGGAGCGGAGGGCCCGCCAGUCCGUCUCCCACACCGCGCGCCGCAAGGUCGUGGAGGAGCCGUUCGACCCCUCCCCUCGCCCCGCCGCGGCGGCGGCGCCUUCCUCCCACCUCGUUGGCUCCAUCGUCGAGAAGGGCUUCUCCGCCGCCGCGCCCUCCUCCGCUCCGAGUCCCACCGUCCUCCCAUUCCCCGUCGCUCGCCACCGCUCCCACGGCCCCCACUGGAACCCGCCGACGAGGGAUGCUUCCAUGGCUGAUGGGGAGGACGAUGAGGAAGCGAUGGAUGCGAAUGAGAUGGAUUACCAGCCGGUGGCCAUCGCAGCUGGCCCCGUGAAGAGGAAGGAGAAGAAGGGCAUGGACUUCAGCAGGUGGCGGGAGUUCAUAGCUGACGAUGCGCCCCCAAAACGAAGGCAAGCAAAGCAAUUGCAGCCGAAGAAACAUACUGUGCAGAAAAUUGACUCCGAGAUUGUGGCUUCAACGGUGGGUGGUGCCGCACGGGAGAAGGUCCCUGGGGGAACUGGCAUGCAGUUGGAAUUUGGAAAUGGUAAGGAAGAAUUGGGUGGAGAUGCUGUGAUGUCUGAUGUGGCGUCAAGGAAGGCGAUGAAACAGGUUGAUGCUAAAGAUGAUGUGAGAAAUGUGGGUAGGUCCAGGGAUGUGGAGUUGCGAGGAGAGGGUGUGGAAUUGGAUAGCCGGGAGCCAUCUCUUGCAGCAGAGAUUAAUGCAGAGAACAUGUCUAGGCUGGCAGGGAUGUCAGCUGGGGAGAUUGCAGAGGCACAAGCAGAGAUCCUGAAUAGGAUGAACCCAUCAUUGGUUGAGAUGCUGAAACGGCGAGGGAGGGAGAAGUCUGGGAGCAGGAACGAUGGGGCAAAGGCUAAGGGUGGGGAAAUCUCAGGCCCUGGGAAGAUCUCGAAGGCUAUGCCUGAAGAAUGGUUGUCAGCUGGUGAGCAUAGUGGACAUUCUUGGAAGGUGUGGAGUGAGAGAGUAGAGCGGAUCAGGUCGUGUAGGUUCACAUUGGAAGGAGAUAUUUUAGGGUUUCAAUCUUCUCAGGAGCAACUAGAUGGAAAGAAAUCGCAUGCGGAAAGCAUAGGUGAGCGUGAUUUUCUUCGAACAGAGGGAGAUCCUGCAGCUGUUGGGUACACAAUCAAUGAAGCAGUGACACUUACCAGGAGCAUGGUUCCUGGACAGCGCGUGCUUGCACUUCAGCUCCUUGCUACGAUCCUUAAUAGGGCCCUGCAGAACCUGCACAAGAUGGAUCGAAUUGAUAACAUUAAAGAAUCAAAUUGCAACAACAUGUUUAAUGACUGGCAAGCAGUUUGGGCUUAUGCCAUUGGCCCUGAACCUGAGUUGGUUCUCUCUCUAAGGAUGUCAUUGGAUGAUAACCAUGAUUCUGUAGUUUUGACUUGUGCUAAAGUUAUUAAUGUUAUGCUGAGCUAUGACCUGAAUGAGACAUAUUUCAACUUUUUGGAGAAAGUAGUAGAUCAAGGGAAUGAUAUCUGUACAGCUCCUGUUUUCCGUAGCAAACCUGACCAGAAUGGGGGUUUUCUUGAAGGAGGUUUUUGGAAAUACAACACAAAGCCAUCCAAUAUACUCCCACAUUAUGGUGAGAAUGAUGAGGAAGAAGGUGAUGAGAAACAUACCAUUCAAGAUGAUGUUAUCGUGUCAGGUCAAGAUGUUGCUGCUGGUCUUGUUAGGAUGGGAAUACUUCCACGUAUCUGCUUCCUUUUGGAGAUGGAUCCACAUCCAAUUCUAGAAGAUUAUCUCGUUUCAAUUCUUGUGGCAUUAGCGAGACACUCUCCACAAUCUGCUGAUGCUAUCUUGAAUUGUCCAAGGCUUGUUCAAAAUGUUGUUAAGUUGUUAAUCAAGCAAGGAUCAAUGGAAAUUUACUCCUCACAGAUUAAAGGAGUUAAUCUUUUGAAGGUUUUGUCCAAGUAUGACAGGCAGGUAUGCUUUAAUUUUGUGAACAAUGGAGCUUUUCAGCAGGCCAUGUGGCACUGGUAUGGAAAAGCCUAUACUCUCGAGGAUUGGAUAAGAUCCGGAAAGGAGCACUGCAGGCUUAGUUCAGCAAUGAUAGUUGAGCAGCUGCGGUUUUGGAGAACCUGUAUUUCUUAUGGGUUUUGCACAACACACUUCACUGAUUUCUUUCCUAUGUUAUGCCUGUGGCUUAGCCCUCCAUUCUUUCAGAAGCUAAGUGAAAGCAAUGUUCUAGCUGAGUUUAGUUCCAUUGCAACAGAGUGUUAUCUUGUAUUAGGAGCGCUUGCACAAAGGCUUCCACUUCUUCAUUCAGCUGAGCAGCUUGGCAAGCAAGAUAUGGGAGUUUCUGAUACCCAUGUUGAGACAUGGUCUUGGAGCCAUGCAGUUCCGAUGGUAGAUUUGGCUCUAUCUUGGCUACGCCUGAAUGAUCUUCCUUAUGUGUGUUCACUAAUCAGUGGGCAAAGUAAAAAUAUACUUGAGGGAAGUUACUUGGCUUUGGUUAUUUCUUCUGUGCUAGGCAUGCUUGAUUCAAUACUAGAAAGGAUAUCACCAGAAGGUACACCUGAUGAUAAAAGUCACAGCUUGCCUUGGAUACCUGACUUUGUACCCAAAAUUGGUCUGGGGGUUAUUACUAAUGGGUUUUUCAGCUUCUUGGAUAAUGAUGCUGUUGAACCUGAGAAGCAUAGAUCUUUCCGCGGUGCACCCUUGGUGCAUGGACUUUGUCAUAUGAGAUCCCUGGGUAAUGUUGACGCAUCAUUGUGUUCAGUUAGCUGCCUUCAAAGGUUAUUGCAGCUAUCUUGCUCUAUUGACAGAGUAAUCCAGAAAACCACAACAAAUUGUACAGAGCAUCUGAAAGAAUCAAAAACGGGCAUAGCUGGCAGGAUACUUGGACAAGGUAUUUGCAGUUUCUGGUGUAAUAACUUGUCGGGCAUGUUAACUUCAUUGUUGCCAACGAUUUCUUCAAAAUGGUCCAAAUUACAGAACGUAGAGAUGUUUGGUAGAGGAGGACCAGCACCUGGUGUUGGGUUUGGUUGGGGAGCAUGUUGUGGAGGGUUUUGGUCUUUGAAUUUCCUACUUGCACAAUUGGAUUCACAUUUUCUUCUAGGAUUGAUGAAAAUCUUGUCUGCUGGGCCAGAAGGCCUUGUUUCUGCCAAUAAAAGUGUGAACUUGGAUAAUGUGGCUGAUCCAGUUGCCAUCACUUCAGAGAGAAUCAGUUCUGUCCUUGGUUUGUCUCUGGUUGCUGGACCUGGGCAGAUCCCUUCACUAGAGAAAGCCUUUGAUAUCCUCUUCCACCCUUCAAUUCUGAAGUUCCUGAAAUCCUCAGUACACUCUAUUGACUCGCACAUGAAAUUAGCAAAAACUUUUGAUUGGGACAUAACUGAUGAUGAGUAUCUCCAUUUUAGCAGUGUACUGAAUACACAUUUCAGAUCCAGAUGGUUGGUCAUGAAGAAGAAUAAGCAUUCAGAUAAAUAUACAAGAAAUAACAGUGGGGCAAAUGGGCCAAAAAAACUAGAGACAUUGGAGACAAUUCAAGAAGAAACAGAGUUAGCAGAAGCUGUAAAUCCAUCUUGCAGUAUGUUAGCUGUAGAGUGGGCACAUCAGAGAUUGCCCCUUCCUGUACACUGGAUUCUAAGUCCCGUCUGUUGCAUUGAUGAUCCAAAAGGCAACCUAUCAACAUCUACCAGCUAUGCUGCCGAUGUAUCAAAAGCUGGUCUCAUCUUUCUUUUAGGUCUGGAAGCCAUUUCAGCUGCUCCAUGUCUUCAUGCUCCUUUGGUUUGGAAGAUGCAUGCGCUUUCUGCCUCUAUCCACAGUAGCAUGGAUUUGCUUCAAGAAGACAGAAGUAGGGAUAUUUUCCAUGCUUUGCAAGAAUUGUAUGGUCAGCAUCUGGAUAGAUUAUGCCAGAAAUAUGUCAGUGCUCACUCUGUUAAGAAGGAAGGAUCUGUAACCACUGUAGAAGAAGAAAAGGUGGUUACUACUGGAGUUCUCAGAUUCCAGGAGAAAAUUCAUGCAAGCUAUACUACUUUUGUUGAGAACCUUAUUGAGCAAUUUGCAGCUGUCUCAUAUGGAGACAUUCUUUUUGGCCGACAAGUAGCCAUUUAUUUGCAUCGGAGUGUUGAACCCACAAUUCGUCUUGCGGCCUGGAAUGCGCUGUCUAAUGCUUAUGUGCUUGAACUGUUACCUCCGCUAGACAAAUGUGUUGGUGAUAUCCAAGGGUACCUCGAGCCUCUUGAGGAUGAUGAAGGAAUUUUGGAGUCCUAUGCCAAAUCAUGGACUACUGGUGUCCUUGACAAGGCUUUCCAGCGGGAUGCUAUGUCUUUCACAGUAGCAAGGCAUCACCUUUCUGGCUUCGUUUUCCAGAGCAGCGGUUCUGACAAAGUGCGAAAUAAGCUGGUCAAAUCACUUAUCCGGUGCUAUGCCCAGAAGCGUCAUCAUGAGGAUAUGCUCACGAGUUUAGUUCUGGAAGGCGUUGCACAAAAUUCACAACGUAAUGAUGAAGUUAGCCGAAGAUUUGAAAUCUUGAAAGAUGCUUGCGAGAUGAAUUCUUCUCUUCUAGCUGAGGUUCAGAGACUGAAGACAUCGAUUGAUCGAUAAGUGGCCCCCAAGACGUUUCCCACAAUUCUAUGGGGCUGUGAGGCUUGAAUCUUGUCUUUCUUCUAUCCCUACUAAUUUUAUGGGGCUUUACUUACUCCCUGAAGGAAUUCAUAGGGAAAUAGGUUCUAUCAGGGCCAGAUUCUAUUGGAAAGGUGUGUGGUGGGGGGUGGGAGAAGGUAUUGUAUGGUGAGAUGGGAUAAGUUAACUUUCUCAAAAAACUUUGUAGGAUUAGGUUUCACAGAUAUACUAGGAAGAGGAAUAUCGCUAUUCUUUCAAAGUGGAUUUACCAGCUGGAAGGGGGUGUGGCAAUAGUUUGUGCAUAGAGUUGCUAUUAAGGAAAAAGUAUGUAGACAAAGGUGGUUUUUUUCAAUAUUCGAAAAAUGAGGGUUCACAGUUUUGGAAGAGCUUGUUAAGUAUUUGAAAAUGAUUCAAAUUGGGUUGUUCUUGGAAGAUUGGCAAUGGUAAACAUGUAUACUUUUGGCAUGAUACUUGGUUUGUCAAUUGUCCCCUGAAAAUGUAUUUUCAUCACCUAUACUCCAUCUGCAAUCAGCAGGAGUGCUUGGUUGCUGAGGUGGGGAGCAAUGGGAUAAGAUUAUCUCACUUUCAGGAGAGCCUUUGGUCAGCAUGAGUUGGCAGCAUGGCAAGAGCUGAAGUGUAUGGCUGAUUCCCUUUGUCUGAAUAAUGACCCUGAUACAAUUAUUUGGGAUCUUGAAAACAAAAAGCUUUAAUGUUAAGUCCAUGUAUAGAAUGCUUACCUUAGAGGGGUUAUUGAUAAUAGGAUGAAAUCUCUUUGGGCAGCUCCAACCCCCUCUUAAGAUUAAGCAUUUUUUGGCUGGUGUGUUGUAUAAAAUCCAGGCUGCAGCUAACUUGAGAGCCAAAAAAUGGGAGGGUUCUGAGUUCUGUAAACUUUGGCUGCUUAGAAACUACUCAGCACAUUCUUUUUCAUUGUCCUACUGCAAUGCUCACCUGGAGUUUUUGUAGAGAUGCUUUGGGUUGGCAGGUGGUCCCUUUCAACUUAGAAAGUUUGUUUUAUUUUGUGUUAGAUAAUAGAACUAACAAACAGUUGAGUUCAUUUCCUGAUUAUAGGUGCUGCCUGUUGGAGCUUGUGGCUAGUUAGUGGAAAUUGCUGGUAAAAGAUGGGAGACAAAACUGGAAGGUUUGAAGAUAGACCAUAUCAGUCUGCUUCGUCCCAGGGCUGGAGUGGGCUGAUGAAGUUGUUCCUUGGUGUGCUUAGGCUUUGUGAUUGCUUUUAGGGUUGUUAGGUAGUUAAGGGUCUCCUGUGUCUGUUGUGCUGUGGAUGGUCUCCUGUUCUUCAGACUGCUCGGAGUGUUUUUAGGUGAUUCUGAAGGUUGUUUUUCAGGCAACUUCUGGUGUCCUUGGUUAUGCGCUUGCAUGUAUCGCUGCUGGUUUGUUCCUAUUUCUACAGGUUUUUUACAAAUUAGCCCAGGAUAUUUCCUGAUAUUAUGGAAUAGUCCAUUUUG
Messenger RNA from Oryza brachyantha (malo sina), 6145 nucleotides. RefSeq names its product transcriptional elongation regulator MINIYO. Bases 90 to 4664 code for a protein of 1524 amino acids. Lineage: Eukaryota; Viridiplantae; Streptophyta; Magnoliopsida; Poales; Poaceae. The record is from RefSeq and is a predicted model, not a curated record. The transcript is spliced from 11 exons.